Messenger RNA from Chelmon rostratus (copperband butterflyfish), 1155 nucleotides. It is a transcript of the gene gata5, whose product is annotated as GATA binding protein 5. Gene Ontology annotation, biological process: cell fate commitment; positive regulation of transcription by RNA polymerase II; negative regulation of transcription by RNA polymerase II. The transcript is spliced from 6 exons. Bases 1 to 1155 code for a protein of 384 amino acids. Gene Ontology annotation, molecular function: zinc ion binding; DNA-binding transcription factor activity, RNA polymerase II-specific; RNA polymerase II cis-regulatory region sequence-specific DNA binding. Gene Ontology annotation, cellular component: nucleus. The record is from RefSeq and is a predicted model, not a curated record. Lineage: Eukaryota; Metazoa; Chordata; Actinopteri; Chaetodontiformes; Chaetodontidae.
AUGUACCAGAGCCUGGCGCUGUCGUCCAACCAGUCCCCUUACACGCAUGACGCCGGGAAUUACAUCCACCCGUCGUCCAGUUCUCCGGUCUACGUCCCCACCACCAGAGUUCCUGCCAUGCUGCCCACCCUGCCCUACCUGCAGACCUGCGACUCUCCCCACCAGUCUCACGGCCUCGGCGGGCACCACGGCUGGCCCCAGGCCCCGGGCAAUGACGGCUCCUCCUUCACGCCCAGCAGCCCUCACCCUCCGCACGGCUUCUCCUACUCGCACAGCCCGCCCGUCAGCAGCAACACCGGCCGGGACGCGACCUACCAGAGCCCGCUGGUUCUCGGAAACGGCGCUCGGGCGGAUCAGUACGGAGGCGCUCUGGUGCGCUCGGUCGGAGGCUCCUACUCCAGCCCAUACGCCUACAUGAGCCCGGAGAUGGCGACGUCCUCCUGGACGCCAGGACCAUUCGAGAGCGGAGUGAUCAGCCUGCAGGGACGGCAUGGAGGACUGUCCGGGAGAAAGUCCAGUCUGGAGCUGAUGGAUGACAUGUCCGCUGAGGGCAGGGAGUGCGUCAACUGCGGCUCCGUGUCCACGCCGCUGUGGCGCAGGGACGGUACCGGACACUACCUGUGCAACGCCUGCGGCCUCUACCACAAGAUGAACGGCAUCAACAGGCCGCUCAUCAAACCACAGAAGCGCCUGCAGACCACAUCUCGUCGGGCCGGCCUUUGCUGCACUAACUGCCACACCAGCACCACCACACUGUGGAGACGCAACGCGGAGGGAGAGCCUGUGUGUAAUGCCUGUGGCCUCUACAUGAAGCUGCACGGGGUGCCCAGACCUCUGGCCAUGAAGAAAGAGAGCAUUCAGACCAGGAAGCGCAAACCCAAGAUGCCCAAGAAUAAAACAUCCUCAGGAUCCACCCCCUCUGACACCAGCUCCCCAACCCCGCUCUCCAUCUCAGAACACGCCUCCACCAUUAAGAGCGAACCCAAUAUGGCUCCUUCACCCUACGCUGGACAGACCGUCACAUCUGCCACUCCGACAGCUUCUCAGUUAGACAGCAUAGGAUCAGGACAUGUGGACAUUAAAUAUGAGGACUAUCCCUUCACCCCCACCUCCAUGGCCUCACAGAACUCCUGGUGUGCUCUUUCUCAAGCGUGA